AUGCGGUGGUUCUGCUGGCAUGUGCCAGUGAAGAUAAGCCUGGGAUUUCUGUGUCUUUUUCUGGUUUGGAACAUAGCUUCAUGCGUAAGAAGAGAAAAUAAGAGAGAGAAGCAAGCAGCAGUGCUGGCUACCGCAGAGCUGCCUGCAAAGUCUGUGGAUCUGGCUGCUCUUAACCUGACCGAGCUGGUGAACGGCAUGCUGAGCACGGCACUCAGAGGUACCAAAAAACUCUUCUCUUUGCUGAGCGUCACGUCUUACAGCUCGUUUGCCUUCCACAAAGUGUCAGUCACCGUUUAUAACAUUUCUAGCCUGAAAAAUGUUGACCCUGGCAAGUUUCCUAUGCAUUACUGCUACUGUUUAAACAACGUGACAAAUGACUUGACAGAUUUUACAGCUUUACUUGUUGAUACAAUUGGAAACUCCACCAGUUAUCUCACAGAAAUUUUCAAAUCUACUUCUAUUCUCUCAGUGCGUCAGAGCAAUGAUUCAGACUGUAUCUACAUCUGUGUGAUGACAGGCCAAACAGGGAGAAAUCCGUCUGACUUUUGGAAAAUAUUGGAGAAGUCCCCUGUUAUUAAUUACACAUUUUCCGGUAACGCAUCAUCUGACCUGGAUCUAGAUUCAAUUUUUUCAAGCUUCAUGAAAUUACAGGAAGACUCAAACAAAACCAUGGAUCCAUCAGUAGAACACAAGUGGACAUUUAAAACUACCAGCACCCCUCUUGCCCUGAAAGGGGAGGACAUCCCCACCACAAGGUCCCCACCAUGGCCAAAGAUGGUUGGUGUGAAGGGAUCAGGGUUUCCAUCACUGCACGUGGAUGCUUCAAGACCAAGAGGCACAGUUGGAGCCCCUCCGGCUGCUGGGGAGAGCUUGGCCACAUCAUCAGCCUUGCAGACCAGCCCUGUGAGUGAUACGUAUGCAUUUUGGAUGCAGACCAUCCCUCCUCAAGAAGCCAGCAAACUGAUGCAAACAGAGCCAGUUUUGCUUUCCUCUGUACUGCCUACUCCACCCUACCGGCCCGGUGUGACUCUGAAACUUCACUCAAUUGCCCGGUGUCCACAAGCAAUCCUCAAAGAGUCCCGUGUGACCUCACCUCCUGUCACAGUCAUAGUGCAGAAGAUCAAUCCUUGUGUGAUGGAGCUGUGCAGGUUUUUCCAGCUCUGCCUCUGUGUUGGUCGAAGAAAAUAUUCCAGAAAGGAAGCCAUGAGGUACUGUGUUGAAUACUAUUCCUGGUUCUUGAAAAAUGCAAGUUAUGUCUGUGAACAAGUCAAAAGAGUUGCUUACUCCCACACAUUAAAACAGAAAUGCCUUAAAAACAUCUGUAAAUCAGUUUAG
Messenger RNA from Cygnus atratus (black swan), 1335 nucleotides. RefSeq names its product HERV-H LTR-associating 1 (gene HHLA1). The record is from RefSeq and is a predicted model, not a curated record. Lineage: Eukaryota; Metazoa; Chordata; Aves; Anseriformes; Anatidae. The transcript is spliced from 16 exons. The coding region runs from base 1 to 1335 and encodes 444 amino acids.